CACGCCCGCAGAGCCGGGGGUCGCGGCGGGGCCGAGCAGCGCGGCCCAUUCGCCCCGGAGGAGCCCGAGCUGGGAUUCCAAGAGGAAAAUUUUCUUGACUUUGUUUGGGCAGUCCUUGAGGAUGGCAAGCAAAGGACCCACAGCUUCUGCAUCAACAAAGAGCUCCAGUACUGGAGGGACCAGUGGCAGCAGCAGCAGUAAUGGCUCUGGGGACAGCACUAAUCAGGACAACACUUUUGAAUGCAACAUCUGUUUAGACACUGCCAAAGAUGCAGUUAUCAGCUUGUGUGGGCACCUCUUCUGUUGGCCUUGUUUACACCAGUGGCUAGAGACCAGGCCAAACAGACAAGUGUGUCCUGUAUGCAAAGCAGGAAUCAGUCGAGAUAAAGUUAUUCCUCUCUAUGGAAGAGGUAGCACUGGGCAGCAGGACCCCAGAGAGAAAACUCCACCACGACCCCAAGGACAGAGACCUGAACCAGAGAACAGAGGGGGAUUCCAGGGCUUUGGGUUUGGUGAUGGUGGCUUCCAGAUGUCCUUUGGAAUUGGGGCGUUUCCCUUUGGUAUAUUUGCAACAGCCUUCAACAUAAACGACGGGCGACCUCCUCCAGCUGUUCCAGGGACUCCUCAAUAUGUGGAUGAGCAGUUCCUUUCCCGCCUCUUCCUGUUUGUGGCACUGGUGAUAAUGUUCUGGCUGUUGAUUGCAUAAGUCUUUUCCAUUAUUCUAUAUAUUCAUGACCAACAAGGCCACUGAAACAGUUACAAACUGCAUCCCCAUCCCAUUUUAAACCUCUUGGUGUCUGGUUCCAUAGCUACCUAUGGGCUUCAGGAAUUGGUGGUACCACAGCACAAUGAGGAAUCUCACAUUUUGCACCAGAGUUGGUAAUUAAAACAUUGGUUUAAAAGUGUAUUUCAGCUCAGAUAUCUUGUACAACAGGUUCCUGCCACAAACCAUGGGCCUAGCGUUGAGCUGCUCUCCAAAAGGGAGUGCUGCUUUGAAAUCCUGUGCCAAUCAGUGACACCAGGCCUGUGGGAUACACAGUUAUCCCAACAGACUGGGCAGGUAAGGAAGCUUCUCCAGUGUGACCAGUAUCUCCUGCUUUGCAACCACGAUGGAUCUGCCAGAGCUGCAGAUGUUGUUUAAUGUCUCCAUCAACAUCUGACCUUCUCCAGGAAAUCAUCCCCAGCUCUGCUGGGACUCUCUGGGGCACAGCACGUGAUGCAGGCAGAGCCAGCUCUGGAGACUGGUUCCGGUUUCUUUUCCGUCUGUUAUUUCCCAGCGUGGUGGAAAACCCUUCCUGAUGGUUCUCAUGGCUGUUAGAAGAAGGGAUACAAAUUUAUGCUGCAAUUUUUUAAAGCCUGAGCAUGCUGGAGCCAGACCCUGGAAGAUUCUCUGGCUGUGGAGCCAGGUGGGGCUGCUGGAGGCAGCCCAGUUCCUCACUGACAAACAGUGUUGUUUGUGUUCCCCGGCUCUGUGCAGCACCUGGGCUGCACUCCUGGAUAAUCCCCUCCCAACCUCGUCACUGUAGCGACAUUUAUCUUCCUCAAGGCUUUGAGACUUUCUACACAAGGUCAUGUACUCCAGAUAAAAUCCUAUUACAGACCUGAGAUCAGCUUGUCUGGGGAGAGGAACAAAAGGCAUCUUUACGUGAGUUUUGAGGUAAAACUUGUCAUUCUGUAAAAUGACACAGGAGGAGCCCUGAGAUCCUGCCUUUGCCAGCACAUGCUCAGUAGGGAACGUUUGGAGACCUUCUCUCUGCAGGUGCACACAGACCCUCUCCCAUGCCACAGCAGGACAGCUGCAGCACCACAGUCUCUGCAGCUAAAAUCUACCAAAGAUUUUAAUUUGAAGUGCUGGAGGAGACCACAACCAUUAAUGUGCUGAGGGGAUAUUGCAGAAGGUGAGCAAUCUGCAGCCGCUUUGGAAUCCUGUUGGGUAUUCAGCUUUAAAGAGUACUCCUGAUGUAUUUGUGUAGAUUCCUUCAAAACAGGUAUGAGAGAUUCCCUAGCAAGAUGAACAGUUCAUAUUUCUCUGACUAGGCAAUUCCAUUUCUUUUUCUCUUACUGUUUUUAGAUUUUUUUGAUUCCGGUCGCUCGUACUCAUGAUGAUUUCCUGCAAGAUGAAUGUUGUGACUUCCCUGGCAGUAGACAGAAAAACUGAAAGCAAAUCAAUUAAUAGAAACUUUGUUUCAGUAGCUUGGGAUUUUUAGUGUAUGGCAGAGUUUCCUGGGCAGGACACCUUUAAUUAAUUGUUAUAGAAGUUUAUUUAUGUAAUUAUAAACUGUUUCCUUUUAGUGUCAAGACGGAGUAUGACUGAAGUUUAACUUGCCUACCUCCAAAAUUCCAUCUGGCAAGUAGAAUGUUGCAAAGCUUCUGCAGUGUUUUGUCACGUCAGAUUUAUACCUGACUCAAUAACCUGACAGAAUAUAUUGCUCAACUAUUUAUAGUUGAGGUGGUGCUUCAGCUUUUGCUGUGCGACACUUGUGAGUAGCUGAACUUUGGCAAAGGGUUCUUCUCAAUGUGUAACUUGGUAACUGGGGCCCUUCCCAGGAGCAUGGGCUGUUUGGUUUGGUUGUCCUACGAUGUCGCAGCUUUGGGUUCCUCUCCUGCGCAGUCAGCACCACCUGCUGAUGGGAAGGGAAGGUUCAUGUGACGGUAAGGGAUGGAUUCCUUCUCCUUUUGGACGGAGAAACUCGAUGCUGAGAGGUUAUGCAGGGAGGAGAAAGGUAGCUUUUUGAAGCCUUUAUCCCAUAAAGAGGAUAGAGAAGUGACUGCAAUAGAUUCAAGAGGUACUGAAAUAUAUUUAAUUAAUACAUUUUAAAAACCAGAAUUUUAAUGGAUCGGGGGUGGGGAUUUCCAUCUAGAAGUGAGAGAGAUAAUGGAUUUAUCCAUUAUCUAUCUAGGACUGAGAGAGAUAAUGGAGAAGGCUGCAGAAGCAUGACUGAGAGCUCUUAUUUUCCGGCAAUUCAAGGAUGAAAUAGUCUAAAAGUGUUAACGCUUGGUUCCCCCUUUCCCUGGUGUGCUUUUGUAUGUACCCCUUCCCGUAACCCGACCGCACGCGGCCCGGACGGCUCGGUUAGUGCGUUACCGUUCCUCCUCACUAAUUUUCACUGUUGUGAAAGUGAUUUAGAAUUAAAAAAUGGUUUUACAUUGA
Molecule: messenger RNA, 3151 nt
Organism: Melospiza melodia melodia
Lineage: Eukaryota; Metazoa; Chordata; Aves; Passeriformes; Passerellidae
Gene: RNF185
Product: ring finger protein 185
Exons: 7
Coding region: 122-706 (194 amino acids)
Biological process (GO): ubiquitin-dependent protein catabolic process
Cellular component (GO): endoplasmic reticulum
Molecular function (GO): metal ion binding; ubiquitin-like protein conjugating enzyme binding; ubiquitin protein ligase activity
Source: RefSeq, a predicted model, not a curated record